AUGUCAUCUCCCUUUGAGUCUCGGGAACUGUCAGAAGACUACCUGCACCGUGUCUACGCCGGAGUUCUGGGCAAAUUAAUCGGCGUAUACAUCGGGCGGCCUUAUGAGGGCUGGACUCAUCAGCGCGUCCUCGAAGAAUUGGGUCAUGUUCGCUACUACAUCAAUGACCAUUUCAAUGAGCCUCUUGUCAUCACUGAUGACGAUGUCUCAGGCACCUUUCAAUUUGUACGCGCUCUCGAGGAGCAUGGCGUUUCCGAGAAUAUCACCUCGAAGCAGAUCGGCCAGACUUGGCUCAACAACGUGAUCGAGCACCGGACAAUCUUCUGGUGGUCCGGACGUGGCAUAUCCACGGAGCAUACUGCCUUUCUCAACCUCAAGAAUGGAAUCCCUGCGCCUCUCAGCGGCUCCAUCGACGUUAAUGGGAAAACAGUGGCUGAACAGAUUGGCGCCCAGAUCUUCAUCGAUGGUUGGGCCCUUGUCAGCCCAGGCAAUCCAAAGCUCGCAGCAAAGUUUGCCAAGGCUGCAGGUUCUGUCAGCCACGACGGGGAAUCAGUCUACGCAGCACAGCUGUGGGCUGCAAUGGAGGCUGAGGCCUUCUAUACCAAGGAUGUCGACCGUCUUCUUGAUAUAGGGCUCUCCUUGAUCCCGCAGGAUUCACUCAUUGCACAUGUGAUCGGCCAUGUGCGCCAAUGGGUCAAGGAGGAUAACAACUGGCUCAAGACACGUCAGCGCAUCGAAGACAAGUAUGGCUAUGAAAAGUUCCACGGCAUAUGCCACGUCGUACCUAACCAUGCGGUAAUGAUCAUGACGAUACUAUAUGCCGCUCAUGACUUUGACGAAGCCAUGCAUAUUAUCAAUACCUGUGGCUGGGAUACCGACUGCAAUUCAGGCAACGUGGGGUGUUUGGUAGCCAUUAUCAAUGGAAUGUCCUCCUUUGAUGGACGAGACUGGAGAGGGCCUAUCGCCGACCGUGCGCUGAUUUCCUCUGCGGAUGGCGGCUAUUCCAUCAACAAUGCAGCCCGAAUAGCAUUGGGCAUUGCUAAUUUGGGUCGUCAGCUCAAAGGCCUCGAGCCAAUAGAGGCUCCAAAGCGUGGUGCACAGUAUCAUUUUACUCUCCCUGGAAGUGUUCAGGGGUUUCAAGUGCACCGGGUUGAUGACGACCAGGGGACAGCUUCAGUUUCUCAGGGUCUCGAUGAACACGGAGAGCCUGCAUUGGCUAUCAAACUGGAUCAGCUUGGUUCGGAUGUGCCAAUCGAAGUAUCCACCGAAACCUUUACACCACAGGAGAUCAAAAUAAUGCGUACAUAUGACCUCAUGGCUUCACCCCUGAUUUACCCCGGCCAAACGAUCCAUUUCAAGAUAUCUUCCUCGUCGAAUAGUUCUGGAGACGCGCUUGUCGCAGUAAGGCUUCAGGUGUACACCAAUAGCGAGAAACUCAGAGCUGUGGACGCCUCUGAACUCCUGCUAAGCCCAGGCAAAACUGCAUCUUUGGAACUACUUAUCCCAGACGACAUGGAAAGCCAGCCGAUACAUCGAGUUGGCCUUGCUAUUCGAAGUAACCCUGCGACCAAGUUUAAUGGCACAAUCUGGUUGGAGAGAUUAUACUGGCAAGGUGCACCGACAAUGACGAUCAGAAGACCAGAGAGUCGGCCCUGUGACUUUUGGUAUCGCUCUUGGGUAAACGGAGCCGACUCGUUGAAUAGAAAGUUGGAUCGUUCCCUCUACAUCUCGCAAGCGAAGGGCGAGGGUAUCAUCCUGUAUGGGACCCGAGACUGGGACAACUAUCGUGUUGUUAUACCAAAAUUUACAGUCAUCCUCGGCGCUCCCUCUGGAGUGGCAAUUCGUGCGCAGGGACUCAAUCGGUAUUACUCUCUGGUAUUUGUGAAGGGCGGCCGUCUAGCCAUAGUCAAAGCCCUUGAUAGUGAGAGGAUAACACUCGUCUCUGCCGAUUUGCAAUGGAGCCUCGACGACGAUUAUCACAUUACUAUUGAAGCUCAGGGGGAUACUAUUACUGCCAGUGUUGGGGAUAUUUCCUUGACUGCAACGGAUUCGCAAUACAAGGAUGGAGCACUAGGAUUGAUCGCAACAGAUGGUUCAAUAUCUACAGACGAGAUUCGUGUUGAGGCUCUUUAA
This is a messenger RNA of Clonostachys byssicola, 2133 nucleotides long. Lineage: Eukaryota; Fungi; Ascomycota; Sordariomycetes; Hypocreales; Bionectriaceae. The record is from the annotation of a GenBank genome assembly.